Messenger RNA from Arabidopsis lyrata subsp. lyrata, 696 nucleotides. Its product is annotated as CLAVATA3/ESR (CLE)-related protein 14. The transcript has a single exon. The record is from RefSeq and is a predicted model, not a curated record. Bases 153 to 395 code for a protein of 80 amino acids. Lineage: Eukaryota; Viridiplantae; Streptophyta; Magnoliopsida; Brassicales; Brassicaceae.
AAUAUUUAAUGUACUUAAGAGAAAUUUCGUUCGUUUCCUCCUCUUACAAGUUCAUGUCACGAUCCCGUAAUUAAUAUAAAUUCUAAGCUUAACUCAUCGACAUCAACACAAGAUUAGUCAAGAAAAAAAAACUCUUACGAAUAGAAAACAAAAUGAAAAAUUGGAGCCAAAGAUUAUCGCUUCUAAUCGUCAUGAUCUUCAUUUUCUCCGGGCUCCAUUUCUCUUCGGCCAGCCGCAAGUUCCCUAGUAUGACCACGACGGAGGAGUUCCAGCGAUUAAGUUUUGACGGCAAGAGAAUGUUAUCGGAAGUGACCGCCGGCGAGAAGUAUGAUCGGAUCUACGGAGCUUCCGCCAGAUUAGUCCCCAAAGGUCCUAACCCGCUUCACAACAAAUGAUAUAUUUCUAUAUUAUUAUAGUUCAAAUUUUGUCGCCAAUAAUUAUACUAUAGUAUUAAAUUUGUCUAGGGUUUUAUUUAGAAUCUUUUCACCUUGUGUCAACAAAUUCUCUUAUUUCUGGUUCUUUAAUUUCUUGUAUUUUGUAGAUAUAAAUGUAUGAUAGAUAUACGUACAGAUACUUCUAUAACUUUUGUUCAUAUUUACAUUUAUUUGUACGAUGUUGAAAAUAUGUAUCAAAUGAUUCUCUUGUAGUAUUGAUUUGAACGAGAGCUGAGAUUAGAAAAUAAGAAAAAGUACCAUU